AUGGAUCGAAAUGGAAUGUCAGACCCAUAUGUUAAACUAUGUAUGCUACCAGAAGGAAAACAAAAAUUUGAGACCAAAAUUAUUCGAAACUCAUUGAAUCCAAAGUUCAAUGAAACUUUUGCUUUCAAUUUGGCAUUCAGUGAACUGCAGUGCAAAACGUUACAAUUUAUUGUCUAUGAUUUCGAUCGGCUGGGAAAGGAUGAUCGUAUCGGUCAGUUGUCGUUGCCACUUGAAGUUGUAGACUUUGGUGCUACAGUAGAUGAAUGGAAAAAUUUAGAGGCUCCUGACGAAGGAUUAGAGUCGGAAUCACGUUUGGGAGAUUUAUGCUUUUCACUUCGGUAUCGACCAGCUACUGGAAGUCUUAAUAUAACCAUAAUGGAGGCUAGAAAUUUGAAGAAAAUGGAUGUCGGUGGUUCCUCAGAUCCUUAUGUUAAAAUCUAUCUUUACUGCGGCAAAAAAAUGCUGACAAAAAGAAAGACAAAACGAAAAGAUAAAACCCUGAAUCCGUAUUACAAUGAAUCAUUUCAAUUCAGGGUAACUCCGGAGUUGAUGCAAAAGGUAUAUGUGGUGCUUCAAGUGUGGGACUAUGACAAAAUGAGCAAAAAUGAUUUCAUUGGUGAAGUUCGGGUUGGCUCUGUACAUUUAAAUGAUCCAACUAUUGGAUUAGCUGCUCAAGAACAAUGGACAGAAAUGAUGUUGACCAGAAGGCCAGUGGUAAGGUGGCAUACCUUACAGCCACGGCCAUAA
Messenger RNA from Enterobius vermicularis (human pinworm), 747 nucleotides. NCBI's taxonomy places the organism in Eukaryota, Metazoa, Nematoda, Chromadorea, Rhabditida, Oxyuridae. The record is from the annotation of a GenBank genome assembly.